Ailuropoda melanoleuca (giant panda) is the source of this 2253-nucleotide messenger RNA. RefSeq names its product spermine oxidase (gene SMOX). Gene Ontology annotation, molecular function: polyamine oxidase activity. Gene Ontology annotation, biological process: spermine catabolic process. NCBI's taxonomy places the organism in Eukaryota, Metazoa, Chordata, Mammalia, Carnivora, Ursidae. The transcript has 8 exons. The coding region runs from base 263 to 1930 and encodes 555 amino acids. The record is from RefSeq and is a predicted model, not a curated record.
AGCCCCAGACAUGCCAUCCCCUCCUAAAAGUCCCCAAAGUCACCCCAGCCGCUGAGCUGUCACCCCCAGGGUGUGCAGCGUCCCUCACUCUGGCCUGUGAGAGUCCUUGCAGCUGGCACUGAUGGUUACGUGAGCCGCCGUUGGGGUCCUAUCCCACCUGGUGACCUCCCCACGUACCUGCAAGCGGGAAGGGCUGGAUGCCGCCCUCUGCCCUGCCCCUGACUGCGCCACUACAGGUUCCUAGGAGGCCAGUGCGGACGGUAUGCAAAGUUGUGAAUCCAGUGGCGACAGUGCGGAUGACCCUCUCAGUCGUGGCCUACGGAGAAGGGGACAGCCUCGUGUGGUAGUGAUCGGCGCUGGCUUGGCUGGCCUGGCUGCAGCCAAAGCACUUCUGGAGCAGGGCUUCACGGAUGUCACUGUGCUUGAGGCUUCCAGCUGCAUCGGAGGCCGCGUGCAGAGCGUGAAACUCGGACACGCCACCUUUGAGUUGGGAGCCACCUGGAUCCAUGGCUCCCAUGGGAAUCCCAUCUAUCAUCUAGCAGAAGCCAAUGGCCUCCUGGAAGAGACAACUGAUGGGGAGCGCAGUGUGGGCCGCAUCAGCCUCUACUCCAAGAAUGGCGUGGCCUGCUACCUCACCAACCGUGGCCGCAGGAUCCCCAAGGACGUGGUUGAGGAAUUCAGCGAUUUAUACAACGAGGUCUAUAACUUGACCCAGGAGUUCUUUCGGCAUGGUAAACCAGUCAACGCUGAGAGUCAGAACAGCGUGGGGGUGUUCACCCGGGAAGAGGUGCGCAACCGCAUCAGGGACGACCCUGAGGACCCGGAGGCCACCAAGCGCCUGAAGCUUGCCAUGAUCCAGCAGUACCUGAAGGUGGAGAGCUGUGAGAGUAGCUCACACAGCAUGGACGAGGUGUCCCUGAGUGCCUUCGGGGAGUGGACCGAGAUCCCCGGGGCCCACCACAUCAUCCCCUCGGGCUUCAUGCGGGUUGUGGAGCUGCUGGCCGAGGGCAUCCCCGCCCACGUCAUCCAGCUGGGGAAACCCGUCCGUUGUGUGCACUGGGACCAGGCCUCGGCCCGCCCCCGGGGCCCUGAGAUUGAGCCCCGGGGGGAAGGUGACCACAACCUUGACGCCGGGGAGGGUGGCCAGGGGGGAGAGGAGCCCCGGGGGGAUGGGCGGGAUGAGGACAAGCAGUGGCCGGUGCUGGUGGAGUGUGAGGACUGCGAGGUGAUCCUGGCGGACCACGUGAUCGUGACCGUGUCGCUGGGCGUGCUCAAGAGGCAGUACACCAGCUUCUUCCGGCCAGGUCUGCCCGCCGAGAAGGUGGCCGCCAUCCACCGCCUGGGCAUCGGCACCACCGACAAGAUCUUUCUGGAAUUUGAGGAGCCCUUCUGGGGCCCCGAGUGCAACAGCCUACAGUUUGUGUGGGAGGACGAGGCGGAGAGCCGCACCCUCACCUACCCGCCCGAGCUCUGGUACCGCAAGAUCUGCGGCUUCGAUGUCCUCUACCCGCCCGAGCGCUACGGCCACGUGCUGAGCGGCUGGAUCUGCGGGGAGGAGGCCCUCGUCAUGGAGAAGUGCGACGACGAGGCGGUGGCCGAGAUCUGCACAGAGAUGCUGCGGCAGUUCACAGGGAACCCCAACAUUCCAAAACCUCGGCGAAUCCUGCGCUCAGCCUGGGGCAGCAACCCCUACUUCCGAGGCUCCUAUUCGUACACGCAGGGGGGAACCCCUGGGGCUGACCUCGCAGCCUUUCUUGCUCCCCCACCCUCACUUCCCCGUCCCCUGGCCCAGCCCAUGCAGGUGCUGUUCUCGGGUGAGGCCACUCACCGCAAGUACUACUCCACCACCCAUGGUGCUCUGCUCUCUGGCCAGCGCGAGGCCGCCCGUCUCAUCGAGAUGUACCGGGACCUCUUCCAGCAGGGGACCUGAGGGCCCUCGCCACUGCCCAGCGUGUUCCUUACAGAGCCACUAACUUGUGACUGCCAGCCCUGCCCCUCGCUGCUGUGUGCUCCUCGUUUUCUAAUCCUCUGUAGAGUGGAUUUGUGUCUCUGGUAGCGGUAGACACCCUGACUGACCUCAGAUCUGGUCCUGUAGCUUUUCCUUUCCUCCAUGCCGGGUGGGGACCAGGGUGGGGCCCGGUGAUUGACCUCUGUGCUCCCACCUCCCCUCCCCUCCUGCCUUGUUAUUGUAAGUGCCUUCAAUACUUUGCAUUUUGGGAUAAUAAAAGAGGCUCGCCCUUCCCAUGCUCCUCA